GGGCGGUGCCGCGGUGCCCUCUGGGAACUGUAGUCCCGAGAGCGGGGGGUGCUGCGGCGGCGCCGCGGUGUGGGACUCUGUUUCCCAUCGAACCCCGCGGCGCCGCGGAGGGGUCGGGGGAGCGGCGAGGAGCGGAGCGGCGCUCAGCAUCCUCUGCAGGGAACCAGCACCGCCCGGCCCCGAUGCGGCACUGAGACGGAGCUGCUGCUGUCCGGCUGAUUCGUGGCCAGGGAACGCCCCGAGCCGCCAUGGCAGAAAAGGUGAAUAACUUCCCACCGCUCCCCAAAUUCAUCCCCCUGAAACCCUGCUUCUACCAGAAUUUUGCGGAUGAGAUCCCCAUCGAUUAUCAGUCCCUGGUGAAGAGGAUCUACCACGUCUGGAUCUUUUACUGCGUCACGCUGGUCGUGAACAUCGUUGCCUGCCUGGCGUGGUGGAUCGGAGGCGGCUACGGCGUCAACUUCGGCUUGGCCAUCCUCUGGCUCAUCCUCUUCAGCCCCUGCGGCUACGUCUGCUGGUUCCGACCGGUGUACAAAGCCUUCCGGUCGGACAGCUCCUUUAAUUUCAUGGCUUUCUUCUUCAUCUUCGGCGCGCAGUUCGUCCUCACCGUCCUGCAGGCGGUGGGUUUCUCUGGAUGGGGAGCGUGCGGGUGGUUGGCGGCCAUCACGUUCUUCAGCACCAACGUGGCAGCUGCUGUCUUCAUGCUGUUCCCUGCCAUUAUGUUCACGACGUCGGCGGUGGCGAUGCUCGUCUGCAUUCUGAGGGUGCACAAAAUCUACCGAGGGGCCGGGGGGAGCUUCCAGAAGGCUCAGGACGAGUGGCACAGCGGCGCGUGGAGGAACCCCCCCAGCAGGGAGGCUCAGUACAACAACUUUGCAGGGAACAGCCUGCCGGAGUACCCCACGGUGCCCAACUACCCCUCGGGAAACCAGUGGCCUUAGGCAGCCCCGGCUGCACGCUGCCUGGAUCCUCUCCUUUUUUUUUUCGCUCCUUUUAUCGUUAUCUGAAAAGAUCAUUUGCAUUCCCCUCCCCGCGCUCCGCUCUCCGUGGGGUUUUUUCUUGGUUUUGAUGUCGUUUGCCUCCUUGCCGCCGCAGAAGACGCGUGCUGUCAGCCGUGGCACCCCGAGAGCUCCGCACGGCCGGAUCAGAAGAUCAGAAGGUUUUUCCCUUGUGCUGCUCCAGCAUUUGCCUCCUUGCAGACUGAGGAACCCACCGCUCGCUGCCCUUUGCUCGAGGGCUCCUUGUCAUUGUGGCUGAGCUCCCCUGGACGUGAGCGCUGCCGCCGUGGCUCUCCUGCUUCCUGCACACCACCAAGCCGUCUGUCCUUGGAACAACCGCAGUCUGAGCACGGGUACCAACCGGUGUUCGCUCUCCUGGAUGAGUAAUCUGGAAUCUUUCACUCCACGGGAAAUGGAACACCUGAUUUCUUUGGUACUGGUGAUACUGGAGGUGUCUGUACAAUCUACAGCUUCAUCUGCUCGCGCUCUCUGGUGAAGAUUCCUGUAUAAGGCAGCGCUCGCUGCGGGUGAGUGUUGCUCAGAAAUGAAGGACAGUCCCCAUUACCCUGGCUAGAACUGCUCUUAGGAUAGAAGUCCUAUUUUCCCCACCCCCCAAAAGCUCUUGCUGGAUCUGUAUGCUGCAGAGGUGCAGAUUCAUCUCAUUUUGUUAAUGAGCUCUUGCCAAAAGCCAACUGGAACUUAUGGGAAAGCCAGCUGGGCUUGGGGGUGCUCAUCCUUUUACAGGUAGGCAGCACAAGAUCUCAGUGCCAUCCCAGCCCCACGCCAGGAUUCCCAUGCUGACCCUACACGUGCCAGACUGGACAUGCCUUGUCCUGCGGGACACCUUUAUUCUGGGCUCCAGCUGCUUUAUCUCAGCGCUGGGUCCCAGGGUGGUUUGGGAGCAAUUCCAUUACAAUGGAUACAUUUAAUUCUGCUUUCUACCAAUGUAGUUAAAAUCCAAGAGCGUUGUGCAGUGAGCUGUCUGAUAGACCAAGGGAAGCUCCGUAGUCCUCAUAACUGAUGUCAGCGGUGCAGAGCUGGUGCUGGUGUAUCCAGCAGCACUUCCUUCCAGGUACGAGCCGAGCUUCUUGCCUUUCCCCAGGAAUCAGCGACAGAGGAUAAAGCUGUCGGGAGGGGUUGUACCCCUGAGAGCUAGCACUGAUCUCAUCGCCCACCUUCGUCUCACGCACGUCCAUCAGGACGGCUGGAACCUGAGCCAUCCCGUUCCCUGUGCCCUGCAGCGACCCGAGCAGCAAAGGCUGCAGCUUUUCCCUUUCCCCCAGCCCCCUGCUGGGAACUCUCUCUGACUGGGAGGUCAGUUCCCAGUAUUUCUGUAGGGAGUGAGCGUUAAGCGGCUUCAGCUCUGACAGCUGGUCCUGCGCAGGGCCGAGCACGCCAAGUUUGGAGGUUUGGGUCGGCCCCAUGGCCAGCCCAGCUCUAGGGGAUGCCAUAGAUACUGCAGCGUGAGUCACUCUGCGUCCACACUAAGUAACUGGAAAGCAAACCUGGCUCCUGGACAGGGACAGGGAGGUUGCCCCAGCGAGGAGGAACUGAUUUGCAAGUGAUCUUUUGAAAACCGUCUCUACAUGUGCCUUAACUAAUGAUGUUAGUUCAUGAAGGAGGAAUCUUUGUUCCCCGUUCCCCUCUGCAAAUCUCCCCCUUCACCCCAUUAACUUUUCCUGUGUCAUUCCGUAAACACUCAGCAAAGUACAGCUCGGAGUCUGCAGGACACCUUUGUUGUUAGGGCCAAAGCAACAGCAAACAUCAGUGGGAGGGCAGAGCCUCCUCCGACUUCGGUUUACGAGCAGCACUGACCCCUGCUGCAGCACCAGCCCCUCGCUGCCUAGGGGAUAAUUCAUGUGCUGAACACAAGGGUGUUUUUCUUUCUCGCAAGUGUGCAAUGUGUUUGUAAUUACAAAUGCUUGAAGCCUUCAUCAUAGAACACGGCCUGGUCGCGCUGCCAAGCUUUUAGGUGCCUUUGUCAUGUGUCAAGUGUGAUUUUAAGCGUUCUUUGUCGCUUGCCAUCAGAGGGUGAUAGAAGAACCGUGAGGAGAAGCAUUGCCAAGAGACUCUGUCCUUCUUUUCUUUUUCCCUUUGGGGAAUCUGGGGGCCUUUCAAAGCGCCCAUCCUCGCAUUUCCAACCUGCUCGGUGCAGAGAAGGGGAUACUUCAGAGCUUCAAACCAAACCGGUUGGAGGCAGACACCAAAAUCAUGACCAUCGUUAGCAAAAUGGUGGCUAAAUCACGAGCAAACACUGCCUGAGAUUUCUAAAGAGCUUAAAUGAAGCUCCUGGGAUGGAAGCUGCCAUCUGAAAACAAAUUUCCCCCCCUCCAUCCUCUUCGAUGCCAGAAACCCCAAUUCCAGCAAGUCGACUCAAUGCUGCCUGAACCGCCAUGGCUGAUUUCUUCGGGCUCCUCUGUGUGGUUUUUCAUGUUUACAUUCGAUCUCUUCACACCAUUAACCCGGACCCAGCUCCCAGUUCUGCUCGGCAUCACGUGUCCGCGUGCGAUGUUUUGUGUCACUUGCGGGGCUCUGCUUUCUGUUUGUGUUUUGAUCACAAGACAAUAAACGCUCAUCCUGUGCUCGAUGAGAAGA
Molecule: messenger RNA, 3590 nt
Organism: Numida meleagris (helmeted guineafowl)
Lineage: Eukaryota; Metazoa; Chordata; Aves; Galliformes; Numididae
Gene: SCAMP4
Product: secretory carrier membrane protein 4
Exons: 8
Coding region: 249-938 (229 amino acids)
Biological process (GO): protein transport
Cellular component (GO): trans-Golgi network membrane; recycling endosome membrane
Source: RefSeq, a predicted model, not a curated record